CUUGACUCCAACACUCCAGCCUCCGCGCACGCUCACUCUCCACCACCUUGCCGAGGGUCGAGCCUCUAGUCCAAGAUGGCGUCCAAGGUCGCACAAAAGAGGCUCACAGGAGUACCUCGCCAUGCAGAAGUCUCCACCCCCAUUCAUCUGGGCGGUGCCUGAGGAGAAGAACAUCCUCGACUGGCACUUCAUCAUUGUGAGCAAGCGACGCGGCCAGCUCGACUGAUGAGCGAUGGGAUGCGGAAGAACGGACGACUGACUCCGCAGCGUGGCCCUCCCGACACACCAUACGCGGGCGGCGAGUACCACGGACUGAUCUGGUUCCCCAGCGACUAUCCCUUCAAGCCGCCUGAUGUCAAGAUGUUCACGCCUUCGGGCCGCUUCGAGCCGGGUGUCAAGAUCUGCAUGAGCAUGACAUCUUACCACCCCAGCACUUGGAACGCGGCUUGGUCUGUCGCGACCAUCCUCACCGGCCUCCUCAGCUUCAUGCUGAGCGACGAGAUCACUGCCGGUGCGGUCAAGACGACCGACGAGCAGAAGCGCCAGCUUGCUACCCAGUCGCACGCGUUCAACCUCAAGAGCAAGAAGUUCAAGUACGCCACCCCUAACAUGACCGACCUCCCCGACAUGGGCCAGCAGAAGGGCAGCACGGUAAGCAUUGCGACCGGCACAUCAAGCCCUGUCGCUAACCUAGCGCUCAUCGAGGUUGCAGAACUGAAGCGCGCCGCCGCCGCCUCUGAUGUCGACACGCCCGUGUCGUCAGUCCGCUCAUCACCCCUUUCCACCGCCGCCCCCACCCGCACUCAAUCCCCCGCCGUCCAACCCCCUAUCCCCGCCGACACAGAACCCGCCCAACAACAGGUAGCGCAGCAGCAGCAGGUGCUUCACGCACGCGAGCAGCAUGGCCGGCCGUGGAUGCCUUCCUGGCGAUGGCUCGUCGCCAUUGUCUUGCUAGCCGUGCUCGGCCGGCUGUCUACCGGCCAGCAGUGA
Molecule: messenger RNA, 990 nt
Organism: Vanrija pseudolonga
Lineage: Eukaryota; Fungi; Basidiomycota; Tremellomycetes; Trichosporonales; Trichosporonaceae
Gene: UBC6
Product: Ubiquitin-conjugating enzyme E2 6
Exons: 6
Coding region: 226-990 (254 amino acids)
Source: RefSeq, a predicted model, not a curated record